AUGCCCACUGUCGACAUUACCCCGUUUUCCGGCCGCCGGGAUGGUACCGAUAUGCCGACCGCUGACUGGGUGCGGGCAGUGCGGCAGGCGGUUGUUGACCGCCACUAUGCAACGACUGAGGACCAGAUACGAGCUGUCAACUACCACCUGAAACCGGACAGCCCUGCGGAAGACCACAUGGUAGGUUUGGCACCAACAGCGCCAGAACGCGCGUCCCUCGACACGUACUUGGACGAACUCAAAGCAAAGUUUCCUGGGCUCAAACCAAUACGGCGCACUGCAGCAUCGUACGAGGCAGAGCUCCUAAAAACGCGGAUCACGGUAGCGGAGCUGGCCAUGGAAACGGUGAAGAGAGGGGAGAUCGAGGUUUACGUGCAGGAGGACUUCGCCAAUCAAGUCGAGGACCUGGCCAUCCAGGCGAAGGUCAAGGACACGCUCGCGGGGUACCCGUUGUGGAAAGAGAAUCAGCCGGGCAUCAUCAUCAAAGCCCUCACGCCGGACCCCACCAACUGGUCGGACGUGGCAGCGAGGAUCCGGGCGAUUACUAAUGCCGACAUCCACGAGCUUGCAGUAGGACACCGAAACGCCGAGAACACGCUGCGAGAGCAACAACUCCUCAAGGCCAACAUCAACGACCUCAGGCGUAGUUUCAGCGCCUUCCGCCUAUCGCCCACGUCUCACGUAGCCCCGAACCCUGCAAUGGUACACCCUCGCCCCACGGUUAUCCGGCCACAGAACCCCAGCCAGCCAGACCGCCCCCGCCAAGCCCAAUUCGAGAAGGACUAUGUUCCGUCAGCGGAAGAGGUCACGCACAUCCAGGCAGCUCGCGAAAAGGUUAUAUCACUUGCGCAACCUGAUACUCCACAAGGCCGGGUCACGUACAACCAACAGAAGGCCGCAUGGGCGUCCCAGCACGAUGCUGCGCGCGCCAACGGGAGCCAGCGCCUUUGGGAAACUGGGUACCCGCUUGCCCCUGGGACUCAAGCGCCGUGCAGCCGGGAGUGCUGGAAAUGUGGACAACCCCGGCACGGAAACACGGAGUGCACCGCACCGUUCGUUCCAGGAGAAGAGAGACGCUUCAGAUACCUCUGCCAUACCUGGCUUGGCCAGACACGCAUGGCCCCAGCCCCGGUGCCAGUUAACAUGGCGGACUGGACGUUGAUUGGAGCUCCCACAGAGGACGACCUCCGGGAUUUUCAGGCCGGGCUGACACAGUAG
Molecule: messenger RNA, 1218 nt
Organism: Mycena citricolor
Lineage: Eukaryota; Fungi; Basidiomycota; Agaricomycetes; Agaricales; Mycenaceae
Source: the annotation of a GenBank genome assembly